Anastrepha ludens (Mexican fruit fly) is the source of this 2214-nucleotide messenger RNA. RefSeq lists its product as uncharacterized. The transcript has 4 exons. Gene Ontology annotation, cellular component: plasma membrane. Gene Ontology annotation, biological process: angiotensin-activated signaling pathway. Lineage: Eukaryota; Metazoa; Arthropoda; Insecta; Diptera; Tephritidae. The record is from RefSeq and is a predicted model, not a curated record. Bases 436 to 915 code for a protein of 159 amino acids.
UCCACUGAACAUUUCAGAAUCUCGUUGGACUUCCUCGCGUGAAGAUAUUUGUGUUGAUGUCAGAUUUGUUUCGUAGUAGUGCUAUUCGCGGAUUGUGUUUUUAUUGCACACAUUCAUAUACUAAUCAGUAAAAUACUUAACAAUUGAUUCUGCGCUUUGUGUGGGGAAAGUGAAAAUAAAAGUAUUGAGUGUGAUUAUGCACCUGUAGCUGAAUUGAAUAACAACAACAGUUUGCAUUAUUCUACGCGCGCAUGAGAGAUAUCAAAACGAAAGUGGAGCAAUAACCAAAUAACGGCGCAAAACAAAACAGCUGUUGCUCUUUUCGCGACUACUGCGUAAUCAUCGAAUUCAGCAUCGUCAUCGAAAAUAUUAGCAACAGAUUGCAAAGUGGGAGAUAAACUAGGCCAAAAAUUGCCAAAUACAUAAGCAAGCAGAAUGGCGGACAUAAACGAAUUGUUAGCAUCAUCAUUUGUGCGUGUUAAGCUCGUCGCUUUUGUGCACUUUUUCUUCAUCACAAAUGCUAUGCUGGGUACUUGGGGGCAUGGAGCUUAUGAGUUUUACAAUUUUCUCUUUAUUAUUGCCAUAUUCUGGACAAUGCAUUGCAAGGAAUCCAUUGAAGCUGCACAAGUGGCGCUCGUCAUAAACGUUUCAAGCAUAUUCUUUGAUUUAAUAUGCAUAAUAGUAUAUUUCGAUUUUAUGAACGGCUGGGCGGUUGCUUUUUCUAUCAUCAACUUAGUGAUGCGUCCAAUCACUGUUAUAUUACUGUAUCGUGAGUUCAGUUCACGUGGCGGUAGCUUACAAACAGGUUCUGUGUUUCCCACCACACAACAGCGCACGUAUCAGGACAUUGAUCGGCCUACACAGCCUAUGCCAACAAACUCACAGCCUGGACCAAAUGUCGCUAGUAUUUUCUAAGCUUAUGGCCAAGUAGCAUAGAGGAAAAGUUUAGUUGGAAAUCUGGCGAUUUGCUACCAGAAUAGCGUACACACGCUGACAAAAUAGUGUUCCCUUCUCACUGAUUUAAUCUAUUAAUUUUGUUUAAUUUUAUUGUUUCAGUUAUCGAAAGUGAGAGCCUCGAAAAAAGUUUUAGUAUUAAUGUGAAAUCUAUAUACUUCCAUGUAAAAAGAAAAUAAUAAUUUUUUAUUUUUGCUCUCGUCUAAAAUAAUAUAUGUAUUUGUAUCUAUGAUUGUGCGUAUAAGUUUUGUUCGGGCACGAAGCUAAUCACUUUACUCUCUGUGAGAUUUUAAAUUGAAUACAAAUUCUGGAAACGAAAUUUUUAUUAUUGGCAAUGUUAAAGUUAAUUUUCUCAGAAAUAUAAUUUUUAGAGCAAAUUGAAAAGUAAUAUUUAUAAUCCUACAUCCUCAAGAUUACAAUAGUCAAAACAGUUAUGUAUGUUACUUUGACUUUAUGAAUAAAUAUGAAUUAUAUGUCAAUUUUUGUAACGCGAUACUUAAAUUCAUGAAAGUAAUAUGCGUGCAAGAAAUUCCUAAUGUAGAUGAUAGACAACGAAAUAUUGCAUAUAUUUAGGCGCACAACUAUAUAGCUAUAACUAAAUUCAAUGUCGCACUGCAUUCAGCCAGUUUUUCGCCGAGUAACUAAUUAAUAACGGUUUCCCCAUUAUUUUGAUAUUUUAAUAGCUGCUAAAAACAUCAAGUCCUAACAAUAAACUGUUAAUAUUUUUAACCCGUUGAAGUAUGACCUUAGCAGAAGUGGAAUCAGAAUUGAAAAAAAAAACUAAUCCAAGUAUUUAAAAUAGGACUGCUCGUAAAUAUGUUAAAUAUGUACCUACUUAAAAACAAUCAACAAGAAACGCAAAAACUAAAUAAUUGACAAACCCCAAACACUACAAUUGCGAUGGGUUGAAAGUAAUAGUUACCGCCCUUAGAAACAAAAUACUAGUGUUUCGCAUGUACCUAACGUAAAUGAUUAACAAAUUUCGAAAAUUUAAAUGAACCAAUGACAAAGAAACGAAACUUUAUUUAUUUAAUUGUGAAACAUUAAUUGAGAGAUUACAAGUUUUAAGUCAAAUGAAAGGCGAGUUAGUUCAGAAACUAACUGCGCUUGCAUAUUAACACAUACAUAUAUUUUAUAUUUAUAUAUACGCAUAAAUUGUUAAUGGUAUAGGGCGCGUUGCGGCAGUUAAAAUUUUUACUUAUGUAUCGUAUGUACUAAUUUGUGAAAUAAAAAAUAUAUUAUGAUAAUUAAAAAAAAAAG